Brassica napus (rape) is the source of this 6290-nucleotide messenger RNA. Its product is annotated as CLAVATA3/ESR (CLE)-related protein 3-like. The transcript has 3 exons. NCBI's taxonomy places the organism in Eukaryota, Viridiplantae, Streptophyta, Magnoliopsida, Brassicales, Brassicaceae. The record is from RefSeq and is a predicted model, not a curated record. Bases 3349 to 3690 code for a protein of 113 amino acids.
AAGUACAGUUUGAAUCUCUCCUAGGCCAUCCACAUCAGCAUCCACAUAGGAAAUUCGCUUUCUGUACGUCCGCCACGUGUCAACCCACAGGAAACGCGCCGUUUCAUUUAUUCUUCAGAUUAGUGGGCUUUUUUUGGGUGUUCUGUAUCUGGCCUUUGGACUGUCGAUCUUAGUUUUGUAGCCGGUUUGAACGAACAGAAGAAGCCUCUAACCCUAAUCAGCUUCAGAAGAGAAACAAAUGCCGUAUCUCCACAUCUUUCGACGGCGACUCGAUGUCGUUUCUGCUUUCUAUCACCAUCUGAAACAGUCCGAGUUAAGAGUUCAUGUUUAAUCCCAUCGAUUCAGUGUGCCCAGAACUUCCUCCUUUCUUCACUAUAACCACAAGAAGAAACAAGAUACAAGAAUCUAAGUUAGAGAAGCUUUGCAAUUUGUUCUACAACAAAUUGUCUGAGUGUUGUUUUAUGCUCAAGCCAACCAUCCUAACCAGAAGUUAUUGGCCGUGGAUGUGAAGCCUGAGUUGAUGUCACUACCAGGAAUAACCCCAAAAGUUCAUGGGAGGCUGGAUUUUCCUAAAUGCAAUUUCUGACGCACAUAUAUACUUACUUUGACAAAGAAACAAGUGACAGUGACGCCUGCAACUGCUCAGAUGGUGAGAAAGUAGCUAUUGACCAGAUUAUCGGAGGUGAUGACAUCCUCUCAAACCACCCUGGGGUAUGGGAUGCAACAGCCGCUGCUGAGCAGCCCACUUCUGGGGGAAGCAAUGCAGACGAACAUCUGGUUCCAGUAGGAGGAAACACACUAAAAAGCACAUAUCUCCAGUUGUUGUUAUGCUUUCGUAAAUGAACACCCUCUCUUUGUCCUCUUGAUCUGCUGUUCUGAGUACUCUUGAGCUGAUCUGAGUUUCUUUUGUUUAUUUAGACCAGUUGAAGUCGAGUUCUUCUGAUGGUAAAAUCAGGAACCUAGGGAGAGUGAGAAACUACAUUGCCUUAUACCAGCACCUAUAGCAUAUGUUACACAUCUCUCUUGGCCCAAGAGUAUAGAUUAUGUGCCUUAUGCUAAUGCCCCGUAGAAGGCUAUUCAGAAAUGGAUUUAGUAUGAGAUGGACGUUUUUAGAUUCCUUGGUGGUGGAACUCAUUUCCCUUAAGGUGGUAGGACUGCUUUGGACAAUGGUUGUGAGGUUAUGUCUUAUGUUUGCUUCUGUUUAUAUUCUUUGAGUCUCAUAUUCUUCAUUAGUGACGUUGUGGGAUUAUAUGUUUGUAGUUACUUUAUUUCGGUUUCACCACACGUGAAUUACCUGCUGAGAAGAUGUAUUUGGCUUUAAAAGUAGUUCUAUUACGAUAAUGAUUAUAUGUUUGAAUAUUGCAUACUUUUAAAUUUUCUUUGGAUCAAGCUCUCCCUCAAUGGAAAACAUGUUAACUAGCAUGUGACAUGAUGAAGGGACGAAGAUUUUAGACAUCUUCGAAUGGACAAACAACACUGCCGCCGUUGAUAAGCUGUGGCUGCAACUGAAGCGGUCGUUGCGUGAGGUUCCGAUCGUUAAGAGGAAAUCAAAUGGCAUGAGCAUGAUGUUUCUCAUGCCACCACGAGCAUGCGAGCUCAAGGAACUUCAGAAAAGAUGCACUAAAUGUUUUUACUAUAAGGAGAUGGAGAAGUUUUUGCAGUUGGUGUACCGUGGCUAGAGCAAAGCUUUACGUUUUUAUUUAUUUUCCGUUUUCCCUUUCAGUCACGUCUUAUUACGUUCAGUUUCCUUUUAGUUUUUUGCAUUUUCUGCAUGAAUAUUGUCGCUGGUUUGCAUACAUCACUUGAAACUUCUAUCUGUUAUUUUGUCUUAAGUUUGAGAACUAUCAUGCAGCCAUUAAUAUGUAUUAACCAACUGAAAUAUUAAAUAAUUUAUAUAGGUUCUCACAGUACGAUGCGAUGCCUUCAUUCCACCAGGACAUAAAACAUUACAUUAUAUAUAAAAAAAAAAUUACAUUAUAUAUUUAAACAAAACGACCCCAAAAACUAAAUUACAAUGGAUGAAUACAACAGCUACAAUAGCUAAUAAUUCACUUACUACAGAUAUUAAACAUUAUGAAUCAAUGUAUUUCACAUUACAUGAGCGAAACGUAAUAAUUAGUAGUUCUAAAAACCAAACCGAAUAAAAGAAAUAAGAAUACUUAUCGAAUGGUACAUAUAGUUAAAUGGGCCUAACCGAAUGUAAUUUUCACAAAUAUUACUAAUAAAUUGUAUGUAUAAAAAUACAAUGUAACUUACAGAUAGAUACGAGCCACGCAGAAAAAUAUAUAAAACUAGCUUACAAUUUAUACUAUAUCGCAAAUAAAGAAUACUUAUCAGAGCAGUUGUCAACUAAGUAGCUUAUUAAUUUAUAGUCAUUUUUUCAAGUUCAACACAUAAUAUAUACUAAGUACGAAAAAACAUAAAAAUCCCUAAGAUUUGAUCAUUAUAUAUUAUUUAUUUCAGUCAAAUGCUUUAUUGGGUUUAAAAUAUUAAUUUAUAUAUAUUAUUAAUUUUAGCUUAUAUUUUACUUUUAAUUGGAUACUUAUGCCGUGGUUAUGAAAGUUUUUAUCAUAUAACAACUUAUGAGGUGCGUCUAAUAUCCAGAUAUAUUGUGUAAUUAUUGAUUCAGAUAUAUAUAUUAGGACACUCGCACCUAAAAAAGAAGAUGAACUAUGCGUUGUAUUCAUUAACAAUAUUGUAAGCAAAAAGAAUUCAACAAAGUACCAUGCAAUCAUAUCUUUCACCACCAAUGCAUCUUUGAUUGGUUUAUAUCAAAUUUAAGAUGUCCAACAUGUCAAGCUACAAUAUUUUAAUAUUAUUGUUUACGGUUUACACAACUAAUAAUUAACCUCAAUAAUUAACCGACCUAAUAAUAAAUUUUACAAAUAAACAUAUACUUAAUCUAUAAUUAAAAGUUCGUCUCUUUCGUCACGAUACUUUUAGAUUCAUCCGGCUCCCGAAAAUUACUAAAAAAUGAUGUGAUGGCACCAUGAAAAAAAAAAGUACUUAUCAAUACGGCAUGAGAUAUAUUUAGUCUUCAAAUACAAUAACAUAUACUGAAUUUAACUAAUAUGUAUAUUUUAAAAUAUAAAAAUUAUAUUGAAUAUUUCUUCUAAUUAUUUACAUAAUUUUCAAAGUAUCAUCCCGCCCGUAGGGCGGGCCGGCCCUAGUAAUACUAUAUUGAUAAGAAUUUUAAGUGAGUAUCUCACCAAUGGAAGUCCAAAAUUAGCAUAAGUCUCUCAAAUUAAAUAACACUAAAAAUAUUGAUUUUAUAUUAAUGAGAGACUUAAUGAAUCAAUCUCUCAUCACUAAUGAUGCUCUUAGUUCUUGAACUAUAUAAACCCAUGGAUGCUAGCGUCUAUUAUACAGAGAUCAAUUUAUUGCAUUAACACUUCAAAGACUAUAUAUACCUUAGCUUCAUUAAGAGAGAGAGUCAUCAUAUACUACAUGGCAAGUGUCAAUAUAUGGGGUUGUCUCGUUUUUCUUCUACUACUCUCAGUGCACCAAUGUCGAUCUUUGGUCGUACAAGAGCGACUUUCCGGUUCAAGCCGUGUGAUGAAGAUUAGAAGUGAGCUUUUUGAGAGGCUAAAAGAGCUGAAUGCUAAAUUAGAAGGUGAAGGCGUGGUCUUCGGCAAUACUCUUGACUCGAAGCGGCUCAGCCCCGGUGGUCCUGACCCAAAUCAUCACUAACGAAGGAGGAGACAACAAUUCUGCAUGUGUUUUUUGAACUUUUUGAUUUUGUUGGAGAAGUUUAAUAUUAUUACAACUUUUUGAACUUAACUGUAAGAGCAACAUUAUCGGGGACAAACUGUGUGGAUUUCUAAAAAAAAUAAAAAUAAUAUUAUUUUAACUAUAUUAAUGUAUUUCAUUUCAUUUCAUUUAAUUAAUUGAAUCUCUAGUUAUUUGACAUCUAUCGGGUUAGUUUGCAAACCUGUCAUCAUUGUUUCGCCUCGACCACUUCUAUUCUCUUUCUUCUUUGUGUGUGUUUUUUUUUAUUAUUUUUUUAGUAGUUAAUAUUAAGAAUCUUUCUUAAUAACCUACCGUUAAAGGUGCUCUAACGGUGUAGCGUUUAAUUUCACUGACACCGGAUUGUAAACAUUCAAGCUUAAAUCUUCAAAGUUGAAAGAUGUGUGACCUAAAAGCAGCUUGUUUGAUCUAUAAACAUAUGUAGAAUUUUCUUAUGGCACAAUUCUAUCUCUUUCCACUAAUGUGUUGCUGGUUACAUUAUCUCAUAUGCAUUGUCUUGGUUAUUUGAGGCUCUAUGUUAAGAUUUAAGCUUCAUCUGCUGUCUUGUGAGAUUUUCUCUAUAAUAUGUAGGUUUUAGAGAGAAUUUACCUGCAUAAUUGAAUUUUUGAAAAAAAUAUGUUUAUGACGGGGGGGGGGCAAAAAAAUUAACGAGUGCGGUAGCAAAAUUUUGGUGGAGUCCUGUAGGUAGCACAAAAUGACUACAUUGGAAAUCUUGGGAUAAGGUAUGUGUUAGCAAGGAAGAUGGGGGAUUAGGUUUUAAGGAUAUAACUGAUUUCAAUACAGCAAUGCUCGGUAAGCAGUUAUGGAGGCUAAUAGAAAAGCCACACACGUUAUUCUCUCGGGUAUUUAAGGGUAAGUAUUUUAGGAAUGCCUCACCACUUGAACCGGUUCGAUCAUACUCUCCGUCAUACGACUGGAAGAGUAUUGUCUCUGCUAGAUCUCUGGUAAGCAAAUGACUAAUCAAAAGGGUGGAAACAUGAUCUUCUAUAUCAGUAUGGAACGAUCCUUGGCUCCCAACCACUCGCCCGAGACCAGCCAAUAAAAAUCAACACAAUUUGUUUCCAGACCUUACAGUGGAUUCCCUUAUUGAUUCCACUUCGCGAAGAUGGAAUUCACAGGUUCUUCGGACAUUGGUGGACCCAUAGGAUGUGAAAAUUAUAGAAAAUAUUCCUUUGAGUAGACAUCAUAUGGCAGAUAGGAAUAGAUGGCAUUUCACAAAUAAUGGAAAAUUUACGGUCAAAUCAGGAUAUCAAGUGGAGAGGAUUUACCCGGAUAGGGAGAGAAUACCGUCAUUCAUUGGUCCUAUGGUUGAUGUUCUAAAGGCUUUUUGCUGGAAAAUCCGGUGUCCACCAAAGAUGAAACAUUUUCUUUGGCAACUGAUCUCAGGAUGUAUAGCAGCCAAGAAGAAUUUGCAGGCAAGAGGGAUGCAAGGGGAGAUAUGUUGUGCAAGAUGUGGAGCAGAGGAGGAAUCGAUUAACCAUGUGUUUUUUGAGUGCCCUCCAGCUAUUCAGGUGUGGGCUCUGUCAAAGAUCCCAACAAAUCAAGCUAUUUUUCCGACAUAUUCUUUAUUUAUAAAUAUGGAUCAUCUAUUCUGGAGAGUCGGUCCACCUAUGGAAGAUAAUCAAUUUGCAUGGAUACUUUGGUACAUUUGGAAAUGAAGAAAUAAUAAGGUUUAUAGUAAUCUGGAGAUAGAUCCUAGGGAUACUCUUAAAUUGGCUGAGACGGAAUCAACACUCUGGGUUGAUGCCCAGUUGCAGAAAGAUCAGAAGAUGGGAGCAGAGCCUCAAGUUACGCUUCCUCCGUCGAUUCCCGGCAGAUGGUGUUUUACAGAUGGAUCAUGGAAAGAGGGGGAUAUGUUCUCUGAUCAGGGCUAGUUCAGUACUUUAGUUGGAUUUGUGGGUCUGAUGGGAGCUAGGAAUGUAAGAGCGUCUCUCUCUCCUCUGCAUGCAGAGUUCGAGGCGUUACUAUGGGCAAUGGAAUGUAUGAGAAACUUAAGACAAUUUCAGGUUACGUUCGCAACGGACUGUUCUCAAUUGGUGAAGAUGGUUUCAGAACCAGAAGAAUGACCAGCUUUUGCAAGUUAUUUGGAAGACAUCAGGAAUCUGAAAGAGAGUUUUACAUAUUCAGAGAUAAUACAUGUACCAAGGACGCAAAAUAAAAAGGCGGAUAGUCUAGCACGCAGUGCCAGAAAACAGCUGUCUUUCGUCGUUCACAUGGACCAAUAUCUCCCGGUGUAGUUUACACAGUUUAUAUAAGUUUGUAAUGUUGUCGACAAAAAAAAAAUGUUUAUGAAUUUUUGAGACCCACAAGUACAUAGUGAAGACUGUCAGCAUUAUUUAACAUUGACAAACAUAUAUAUAUAUAUAUUAAAGUCUUCAAAAUUUAAUCUAAAUAGGAACCACAACACUAGUUGACACUAAAUCUUAUAUCUAAACUAAAUGAUUUUACAUAUCAAAUGAUUUUGAAACUAUUAUUGUUGGAUGAUUCACAGUACUAUUUAAAAUUGACGGCAAAACAUACCACAAUUUGAAUAUAUAUUUUAU